AUGGUUUCCUUCGAGAAAGUCAAACUCACAAACAACGAACUGGACCAACACGGACACAUCAUCCUGAACUCCAUGCAUAAGUACCAGCCUCGAGUCCACAUCAUAAAGAAGAAGGAGCACACGGCGUCUCUGCUCAACCUCAAAUCUGAGGAGUUCAGGACCUUUGUGUUUGUGGAGACCGUGUUCACUGCAGUCACCGCCUACCAGAACCAACUGAUCACCAAGCUGAAGAUCGACAGUAACCCGUUUGCCAAAGGCUUCAGAGACUCCUCUCGGCUCACAGACAUGGAGAGGGAGAGUGUGGAGAACCUGAUCCACAAACACUCGUACGCUCGCUCCCCCAUCAGGACCUACAGCGGAGACGAGGAGGUGGGGGAGGAGACCCACCCUCAUGCCAGAGGCUCCGCCUUCUCUGCCUCUGAGAACCUGGCCCUGAGCUCCUGGGUCACCUCCACCUCGGGUUUCUCGGGGUUCCAGCACCCGCAGUCUCUGUCGGCAGGUCCCUCUCUGCCUCACCCCAUCCAGGGCUCCCUCCCCCCCUACACCCGACUGGGGAUGCCCCUCACGGCCGGCGGACCCACCUUCCCCUCCUUCCACAUGCCGCGCUACCACCACUACUUCCAACAGGGGCCCUACGCCGCCAUCCAGGGCCUUCGCCACUCCUCCACCGUCAUGACGCCCUUCGUAUGA
This is a messenger RNA of Knipowitschia caucasica, 690 nucleotides long. The record is from the annotation of a GenBank genome assembly. NCBI's taxonomy places the organism in Eukaryota, Metazoa, Chordata, Actinopteri, Gobiiformes, Gobiidae.